This is a messenger RNA of Eriocheir sinensis (Chinese mitten crab), 6880 nucleotides long. Its product is annotated as titin-like. The transcript is spliced from 14 exons. Lineage: Eukaryota; Metazoa; Arthropoda; Malacostraca; Decapoda; Varunidae. The record is from RefSeq and is a predicted model, not a curated record. The coding region runs from base 181 to 6873 and encodes 2230 amino acids. Gene Ontology annotation, molecular function: protein binding.
UACCCGUCUACGUGUAUUAAUAUUACAGUAAGCGUUGAUUCUGCUGUAGCUAUCACGUACGAUCAGAAACACGCCAGUAGAUCACCGCGAGACACCAGAACACAGGUGCACAGGUGACGGGACAGGUGAUGCGUGUGAGCGUGUCGCCGGACAGACACCCGAGAGCCACGCCGCCGCAGGAUGAGGAUCAUAACUCGGCGCCGCGUGAAGGUGCGCGUGACAGUGAAGCGCGGUGACGGCAGCGUGACGAGCAGCGGCUGGGAGUACCAUGGAAAGCGGGAAGACGAGGAGGAGGAGGAGAGAAAACCGGCGGGGAAGGACGCCAGUGGAAGGGUGACUCCGCCAGCUGAUGGGAAGGGAACGGGCAGUGACCUCCGCCCCACAUCCCUUCCCCUGAUCUGCGUGAGCCCCUACAGCCCCGUGCACAAUGGCGGCGACGUGGGCAAGGAUGAGGUGGAGGACGCAGAAUAUGCAGACGCGACAAAGAGCUCCGCCUACGAAAGCGUGGAUACCAUUUAUGAAGACGUGGGGAAGAAGAGUUACCGCGUGCGCUUCGGAGAGGAUAAGCACGCCGAAGAAAACGGAAGCCUCUACUCGACGGGCGCGAUACCGAAGAGGGGGAGCUCCUCUACCUUGACCAUGAUGGAUGAAGAGGAGGAAAGGGACGAGAACAUGACUGCAGAAGACGAGAGUAAAGGCAGGAAUGGUAGAUUAGAGGAAGAUGACUUGUAUGAACCGGUCGGCGAGUAUGUGCGUGAGACGAAGAUUUCUGCGGCUAACACGACGACGACGACCAAGACUAAGGAACACAGCGCAAACGGGACCAGGAAAAUCGAAGUCAUUCUGUCGUCCAGUCGGGAUGACGACGACAAUGAUGACGAGGAAACAGGCCAAACGAAAGAUGGGAGCAAGGCGUGGAAGAGAGGGAAGGUGGAGGUGAAGUUUUCCCCAUGGCAGACAGGGAAGGGUCAGAAAGCAACCAUGGCCGAGGCUUUCAGCAGGGGCGGUAGUGACGUGCGGGUGGAACAGAACACGGAGUUGUCCUUCAGCGACAGGGACAAGAACGGAGCACAGUCAGGGAGCACCAAGGAUGAGAGUAGCGAGUGUCCGUACGAAGUCCACCACAGGUCCAAUAUUCGAGUGAGUGCUGAGGACUUGACGGACAGCGACGGUAAAAACGGAACGGAGGAGGAGAUGGAGGUGGAGGAGGAGAAAAGGAAAAGAAGUGCAAGUAGCCGGAAACAAAGCGGUUAUAAAUUCGACGAGGAAGACUUUAGCGACGAAGAGCGAAAGUCGCGUCCCCGAGGCCGCUCAAGGGUGAAGAAGAGGAUGGUGGUGAGGGUGGACGGGCGAGGUCACGAGGACGCGCCUCACGCCCUUCUCAAAACCUUCUCCAGGACGGUCGUCACGUUUGGAAGAGAGAGCAGCGGGUCGCUCGAGAAGGUGCAGGACGCCCUCACAGACGGCAAGCUCAGCGACUCAGACAAAGACGAUUCCGAUUCUUCCGUCAUCUUCCUCGAAACUUACGGCGUUGACCCUCGACUCCUGAGGAACGACGGCGCUGAAGAAGACGACGAGGCGGCCACCAAGCAGAACUCUUGUCCUGAUAGCGACUCUUCUUCCUUAUGCUUACCGGCAGCUUUUGCUCUUGAACCUAACUCCGAGUCUCUAUAUUCCGAGCGAAGCAACGACGGCAGCUGUACCGAUCAAGGCUCACAGACCGACUCCUCAACUGAUACGUUAGUCCUUGACGGUCCUCUUUCGUUGGGAGAUAUAACGACCUCAAGUGAUCCUGUUGUGUUACUCGAGGCAAAGACGCAGGAGGACGUCGAACAAACUAAAAUCAAAAUAAAACCAAUUCAGAACAAGACGGAGGAAGCUCGAAGUGCCUCUGAAGACUCUCCAGAAGACCUCAACGACUUCGACUCGUCUUUCCAGAGGCAGAGUGACGAGGAGGUGAGCUCAAGAACAAGUUCAUUUUUUUCAAACUUCGAAGAAAAGUUGGAACAAGCAGAGCGUCAGUUCCCCAACUUACAAGCCGAAGAUCUGCUUGUUGAGGAAAGGGAGAGAAGGGAAAAUUUUAUUUCUAGCCCUCAAUUGGCAUGCGAAGGAGCGACUGAAGUAGUAGUGUCCUCUACUGAGGAGAAGAGGGUUGACGAGACUUUAAUAAAGACCUCCUGCAUCAGAAAACUGGAGCCCAAGAUGGGACAGUACUACUCAAGCGUAUCGGGAGCCGGAGCGUCGAAGGGCGGGGAUGUCUCUGGCUCUUUACCAUCCUCGCCUCGGUCCUCGGAAGGGUGGCGCAUAUCCAUGGCUUCCACCGCUACCGUCGGCUCCUCUGCUACAGCUGGUUCAGAUGAUACAGUAGCAAAGGACAUGUCAGAGCUUUCUUCAGUCAACUCUUGUCUUUCUGAUCUUGACGAGACGCAGACGGACGGGAAGGUUCCUCCUGCAGUGGCUCCAGCGGCCCCUGACCCUGACGCCACGGCAAAGGCACCGCCAGUCCCACAGAGAAAGAAGCAGACGAGUAUCAAAGACGCAAUAGAUGAGCUGGAGAGCAUUGAACAGGCUGCGCAAACACUCUUGUUGAAACGACAGUGCUCCAGUGAGGACGAGAGACUUACUCCCGUGCCAAGCAAAGACUCAUCCGUAUCCAUGCCACCCAGCGGUCCCUCGACGAAACUUAAUGACAAAAUGAGUCCCCAAACCAGAAAGAAAGUGACCCCCAGUCCUCCACCACCUCCACGCUUUGCUGACGACCCUCCUGUACCUCCGGAAGGGGACGCGAUAUCAGAGAAGCUUGAGCAAAGCCUAUCUUCCCUUGAGACUUCUCUCCAGGAGGUGGACAAGGAGAUGUUGGGUCGGCAGGAGACUGCCGUUGCUGGAGGAAGCUCGUCUCCGAGGCUGCCACGAGCCGAUCAGGUCAACGAUGCAAAAGCUGAAGUAAAGCCGCCGUUGCCGCCAAACCUGGGCGUCCAGCAACCCAAGUUGGAGGUGAAGCGGAGGCUGUGGACAAAGUCAAAGGAGACUCAACCGUACAUUUCUCGUGAGUCUUAUAACGAAGAAGAGAUUAUAAAGGAGCUAGAAAGACUGCGGCGUAGCUUCCAGGAGAACGACCUCAACGACUUUCUGGACAACCUUGACAACACAGCCAUUGAGUACGACAUUGAAGAAGCCUUUCUUACACAACUGCUGCAAGAUAUCAGCGAGGAUGUGGAAGCCUUGCCGGAAGGGUUAACAGAAAAGAUUGUAGUAAGGGUUGACUAUGAAGCGACGACAGACACCUCGUCGGAGGCUAGCAGUGAAGAAGUCGCACGAGAGGGCCACGGCUCUCCUUCAGCCUCCAGUAAGCUGGAAAAAGUAAAAGAGAAGAUCACGGAGAGGAUCAGGAAGCGAAAGGCAAGUAAAAGCAGUGACAGUGGGAGUUCUGAUGCUCCCUCUGUGGUCAAGGAUGACGACACCAAGAGUGAGUCCUCAGUGGUGGAGAAUCAGCACAUCACGCCCCAGACUGAGUCCUCAACUCCAUCGCAGCCCCUCGAGCACGAAAGCUCUGCCUUGAUAAUUACACCAGACGUGGCCAAGGCCGAAGAUACAAAGAAAGGUUUCAACAUUGCAGAGUUCUUCAAGAAGGGUUCACCGAAAUACCUAAGGAAGAAGUACAAAGAAAGAAAGAAUCGUAAGUCUGACCUGAUAACUACGUCCGAAAGUGAGAGUGAAGACCCAGAAGCCUGCAAGAAAGAUUCCAACGGGUCCGUGCUAAAGAAAAACUACGAAAAUCAGUCAAGUCUAAAGGGAAGCCAUCGGUCCCUUAACGGCGCUCAGGACACAAAGAAAGAAGUCCGAUUUGAUCUUGAUUCUGAUGCUCGUGACAAAGACGUGGACAGCUCACCUGGGAAAAUCACGGGAAGUAGUGCCUCAAAACAACCUUCAUCUGGCGAGGCUCUCACAAGGCACGUGGUUCUGUCCAGCCAGAGAGUAGUGACCUGCGAACCGCAGCAACAAGAGACUGUUGUACUGAAGGAGUCGCAGGAAAUCGUGCAGGUGCAGACGGUGCCUCCUGAACAUCCUUCCUACGCCCUGCCAGUUGUCGUCGAGGACAUCAAUAGCCGAGCAGAGUCUAUCCUCCCGAAGUUACCAGAACGAGUGAAGCCUCCCAGAAGAAAAAAGAUGAUACCAACGCCUGUACAGGAAAUAAGUAACCAGUCGGCAGACCAGGACUCGGGCAGCAGGUCAAGAAAGGUGGCCGACGCCAGGGCCGAAUUCCUGAAAAGCAUGGCUCCGGGGAAGGAGUCGGCGCCCACUCUUCUCCCCUGUGAAGAGUUUAAUGUUUCAAAGACUUCGUCUACAGCGGUCGAGAUGAAAAAAUCCACUGAAACAACAGAAGAUAUACCAGAUUCCACAUUACAGAGUUUCAAUCAGCAGCUGCAGCCUACACAGCAAUUUGGGGAGUCGGCAGUCACCGAUACUGACAGUGUUUCAUCGCCGCCACGUCCCCCCUUCCCCAAGCCAUCGGAAGAGAUAGCUCCAGAGUCAUUGAUGCAGGAGGACGCCUCGGUGACUGCAACGAUCCAGUCCACAUCAGUAGCAAGUGACUCAAAUGUCUCCUCCCAGGAGGAGGUAUUGGUUGCCCCCAUUCCCGUGACUUCCGUAGCCUCGAUAUCCAUAGCAUCGCCUGAGCCCACCAAGGUAGUGCAGCCCCCGAGAACCCUGCCUCUGCCCGUGAUUCAGGAGAGCAUGCACGAGGACCAGAUUUCUCUAUUGACCCCCAGCGAGCCAACCACCGUCUCCAGCAGUUACGGAGAUACCACGCCUGCCACGCCCCCAUUUGAGGACAACCUUCCUUCACUUUACGAUAAUGUUAACCCUUUCAAGGCAAUGUUGGAACAAGAAAAGAUGAUGGAAGAUAUUAUUUCCGCCCAGGCCACAGCGCCCACCUGCCAGGCCACAGCGCCCACAUACCAGGCCACAGCGCCCACAUGCCAGGCCACAGCGCCCACCUGCCAGACAGAAAACAAAACAGAGGUUACGACAGAGAUAAUUGAACAAAAUGCACAACCUAUCGCUAAAAACUUGAAUCUCAGUCUCUCGCAGGCAGCUCGCAAGAGCCCUGAAGCAGAGAAGUUUGAGAUUGUUGAUAUUGACUCCUUAGCAGCGAUAACCGCAGAAAUGUUCAAGUUUGCUGAAGAAAUGGAGAAGGAAGUCCCAAAGAAAACUUCCAGACCGCCGCACAGGAUAAACACUGGUGCGCGGAGACGAGCCGCAGCCCGCGACAUGGGCACACACACACCACAGAGAAGAGUGGAGACAAGGGAGGUUGGUACCGAGCCCUAUACCACACCAGUGAGGAGGAGAGAGAUGAGCACCACCAUCGGCAUACAAACUGAGACGAGCUCCGUACGUACAUACCACGAGGCAGCCUCCCAGACUGACACAGAGUACGAAACUGACCUCGAGACUGAGUCGGAAAUAGAAGAUAACCAGAACAAAAAGUAUGACGCCAGUAAAUGGACGUUUGGGCCCGUCAGGGAGCAAACCCUUCCCCUGGCGUCGCCGCAGGAGCCUCAGCUGCAGCAUCUGCACAAACAGCAGCAGAGGCUGAUCCAAGAAUUGCAAAAACAAACCGUGAUGCAACCGAAUAAGGAAAAAGAAAAACCUGAAGCUCCACCAAGGCAUUAUCAGGACAAGAUGCCGCUAAAGGUUGUGGCAGAGCUGAAGAAUAUAUUGGCAGACCUCGAGCACCCCAAGCCCGCACCGAGCAGAGCAGUGGUUCAGCCCCCGCGCUGGGACGAUCAGCUGUUGUGGCCGCACGCCUUGCAGGAGCUUGGUCUCGACGAAUCAACUCUCCUGAAUGAGAUCGAACAGAUUCUCGGAGUUGGUUCUCUGACUUCGAAGUCCGGCAAAGCUUCAGAAGUCUCUCCCGCCCGUCCGGAAAAGGAAAAGGAAAAGUCCCCGAGUCCGGUUAAGCCCAAGUCGGACCGUGGAGUCUCUCAAAAGCCCCAAGUUCCGGAGAGGGCUUCGAGCAGAGGAGUGUGGACCCCCGGGAAGGGAAGCGACGAACGAGACGCCUCCGGACCCUCCAGAAUCGACCUUCCUGACCUUCCGUCGUUCAAGGAUCAGCCGAACGUGUGGACGCCGGCGAGGGCGGGCAGCGCGAGCCCCAACCUGGGACGCAAGGAGUAUCGCAAGAUCACCUACGAUAAUCAGUCCUCCCCCCAGCGACGCCCCUCGCAGGAGAAUAUCACGGUGCCGUCACCCGAGGAGAGCUUCGCGUGGAGGGACGCCAACGUGGACAAGGUGGCCCGCUCCCCCACCUCCACCCUGCCCAAGGUUCAGAACCCCACCGUCACCCUCCUGCAGAAGAAGCGAGAUGAACCGCAUUCGACCCCAGAGGGACAGAUUCCCGGCAAGCGACCCGAGUACCUGAAGCCUGAUGACGGGCCCAAGUACCGACCUGACGACAAACUGUACGUCAUCAAGAGGGAGUACGAGAGCGAGGAGGAGGGCGGUGCGGGGCGCCGCUUCGCCGUGCUGGGCCCCAAGAAGGUUGCGGGUGUGGGGCCCACCACCAACGAUGGGGUCCCCACCACCCUCAAGUCGGGCGUGAAGUCGGAGCAUCAGGGAGAGUGGUACAAGAGGAUGUUCGACUCACUGCACAAGAUCAAAGAUGACUCACCUAGAUAUAAAUACAAGCAAACUCGAGCGCGGUACGGAGGCUACAUGUCCGAACCUGAAGGCUACGACUCUGACAUCGGCGGCGGCACGCUGCGCUACGCCACCGUGGACCGCCGCCGCGGGCCCUCUUACGAGGCCGACCCCAUGACCUCCAGCCUCCCCAGAGAGUGCCUCAUCGACCUGGACCCGUACGCCAGGUAGGUGCCCC